AGUGUACAGGGUAAACCAUUCCUGGAUAGUUACUUGCAUAUUAAUCUUUUCCCAUGUUAUGAUGUCUUGUCACAUGGAAGAACAUUCUGAGAGGCGCCAACUUCAUGAGUUAACUGUAAAGAGGAAAGACCUGAAGCGAUGUGACAAUGAUAACCGCGUAUGCGUCACUGACGAUAGUGACUGUGUCCCCAGAUCUCAUGUGUCUCAUGAAAGGGUGAAUAUAUCAUGCUUUUUUCUACUCACGGACUAUGCUCUGACUCCGUAUCCUCAAUGCCUUUGGAGUCAGGAAUAUAACAUCAAUGCAGAAAGCAUGCACUCUCUCAUUUUCAGUCAGACCACUCCGAUUUAUUCUUGUAUGGGAAUCUUCAGCUUUGGUGGACGAAUGAAUGUAACUUUAAAAAUUAAGAACAACAUGAACGGAAUGGAAUCGUGGUCAGAGCCCUACGAAGUGGCAGUACAAGAAGCAAUAAAAGCACCUUGUCCUACCAUCACAUCAGUCAAUGGCUCUGACAACUCACUGGAGGUGACAUGGGGGAUCAGCAAGUUGCACACUAGAUGUCGGGUCCGUUACCGAAUGGCCACUGACAAAUGGACUGAGAUCUCAGCCUAUGUUCUUGUGGAAAGUGCUGAAAAAGCAGUCUACAGGAUUGAAGGCCUCAAGCCUUUCAGCAGCUACAUCAUUGCCGUUUCCUGUAUUUUGUCAUUUGGUCACUGGAGUGACUGGAGCAUGGAGACAACUGGGACAACACUGGAGAGUGCACCCUCUAGACCGCCAGAUAUCUGUUAUCAUAUGGAGACGGUGAACAAACAAGGACCUCAUCACCUUAUGCUUAUGUGGAAGGCUCUUGAUGUUUAUGAUGCUCACGGACAUAUUCUUGGGUACCAAGUGAGCUACACACAAACAAAGCACCCCUUUCUGAGUGUGACCACUAACACCACAGAUCUGAAGGUGGUCCUUGUGGUGACCGAGGAUGAGUUGGAGGUCACAGUUAUGGCGUACAACAGCGCUGGUGGAUCUCCUUACUCUCAUCUAAAGAUUGACCUGAGUCUUCAUCAGACUCUACCCUCAGUGAGAAGACUUUGGGUGAAUUCUGAAGAUGAUAGGCUAGUGCUUCAUUGGGAUGUGGGACACAUAUCCCUGCCAGUUAGUGAGGUUGCCAAUGAGUGGGCCACUGAUGCUGCACAUCCCACAUCCAGUCACUGGAAACGAGUGAAUGGCUCCACCAGAUCAACAGUCUUGAAAGACCAUCUUCAGCCUGGGACAACAUACAGAAUCAAUGUUUACCCCAUAUCAAAUCAACUGUGUGGGCCACCCAAGUCAAUCUUUGCCAACCUAGAGUACGGAACGCUUUUAGGUGCAGUCGGAAUGCACGUUGUGGAUGUGACUAAAAACACAGUGACUGUACAGUGGGAGUGGCAGAGAAAGGAGGUUCACCCCAAGGUUCUCAGAUACAGAGUGAUACUGCGCCUGGGGGAGACACAGGUCGAAUCUAUCCCUGUCUGGCCAGAGGUAUGGCAGCACACAUUCUUCAAACUCCACGCAAACACAGGCUAUUCUGUUAAUUUACUGGCGGAGACUUCUAAUGACAACAUUUCAAGAGAAAUUAUUCCGAUUAAAACACAUAUUUUUGAACAUAAUGAAAUAAUGUUCACCUUCUGUCUAAUCGUCCUGCUUACUCUUGGCCUUGGAGUUUUCUUGAUCUUAUCCAGAACUGUCUACAAAACAUAUUUCUUUCCAAAUAUUGCUAACCCUGGGGCCAGUGUUGUUGGACGAUGGCUUUUGGAGUCACACCAUGAGAAAAACCGUGUGAAGAAUGUACUGAAGCUGGAGGAGUUCUUAGUCACUGAUCUCUCAGGGGAAAACGGCUUUGUUGAGCUGGGGCAAGAAAGGCCACCUGUGAGAGAUGACGGGAUUUUUAACCCUGGUUCAUCUCACAGUACCCUCAAUAUAAAACAUAUUUUUAUUCCGCAAAAUACAGAAUACAUUGAAAAUACUCCUAAAAGUAACAGAGAGAACAGGGAUUCCUCCCUGAUGUUUAACAAUGUUGCCCACAUAGAGAAUGGCCAGGGUAUACACGUUGAAAAUUGCCAGGGUAGCUUACUUCCAGAAAGCACCCAAAUACAGUGCAAUUUUGACUAUAUAAAGAACAAGCAUACUCUUGAAAAAUAGCAUUUUUAGAGAACACCCCAAGCAAUGUUGAGUAAAUUGAAAACACUUUCUCAGCAAUAAAAUGCUCAAUAUGGAUUGUCUUCAAUGAAUGCCGUUUUAAUAUUCUCAAUAAACAAACCUAGAUUUUACAUUUACAUUUUGUAAAUGUAAACCAUUAAGUGCUACUGUUCUUCAUAAUGUUACAGGCUUUGUUUUUUCCACUUAUGUUUUGAGGUGGGACUUUAGCAGGUAAAGCUCGUUAGCACAUAGGGCACACCGAUUGGUGUCACCUCGUUAGUCAGUAUGUGUUAAACCUGUGCCGACCUAGUGCUCUUGAGAGAUGUGGAGGGUUAACACUUUUAUUCGGCGCUCCUUCUUUUUGAUUUCUAGGCAAACAGUCCUUUAUCUGAUCAUCCCUGUUUUCGUUUUGCUCCACUUUUUGGUUUGCUUCCUGUAUAAGUUUGGUGUGUUUUUUUGUUGUUGCCUCUUCUCUUUUUUGCAAAUUCAGUGGGCUCUUGUGGUGGAUGUCUUUAAGGUUCCACGUGUUGUUACUUGUCAACUUUCAGUGGGCACCCCCACGUCUUUCAGAACUCCCCCUAAAACCCCACUUGUUUCAUUUUGGUUGUUGUCAGUGACUCUUUAGUUCCCCCUUCUGUUUGAGCGACAUUUUAGUUCCCCCUUCUGUUUGAGCGACAUUUUAGGUUUUCUUGCUGGGGAACUUAAUUAACAAUGUAUACAGUAUUUGUUCUGCUGUAAAAUAUAUUGUACAUAUAUUUUUACAUUUUAUAUUAAACUUCAACCCUA
Messenger RNA from Oncorhynchus kisutch (coho salmon), 2953 nucleotides. RefSeq names its product interleukin-6 receptor subunit beta. Gene Ontology annotation, molecular function: protein binding. Bases 59 to 2170 code for a protein of 703 amino acids. The transcript is spliced from 16 exons. NCBI's taxonomy places the organism in Eukaryota, Metazoa, Chordata, Actinopteri, Salmoniformes, Salmonidae. The record is from RefSeq and is a predicted model, not a curated record.